Molecule: messenger RNA, 1083 nt
Organism: Dalotia coriaria
Lineage: Eukaryota; Metazoa; Arthropoda; Insecta; Coleoptera; Staphylinidae
Product: L-aminoadipate-semialdehyde dehydrogenase-phosphopantetheinyl transferase
Cellular component (GO): cytosol
Molecular function (GO): magnesium ion binding; holo-[acyl-carrier-protein] synthase activity
Source: RefSeq, a predicted model, not a curated record
AGCCGAUCAAGUUUCCGCAAAUUAACUUCUCCACAAUCCGCCGCCCUCAUAAAAAUGUCAUCGGCACGCUGGGCCUUCGACUUUUCGCGUUGGCAUCCGACCGAAUCCGACCUGCUGCUGGCCACGUCCUGCGUGCAAAGCGAGGAAAAGGAGCGCCUGGCACGUUUCGUCUUCCGCAAAGAUUUCAAAGCAUCGCUUAUAGGCCGUUUACUAAUGCGCAAAUACAUUCACACAACCACGCACAUCCCUUAUGAAUCAAUUCGUUUCCAUCGCGAUGAGAAAGGCAAACCGUAUUGCGAUACCUCCGAAAUCGCGUUUAAUGUUUCACAUCAAGGGAAUUUCGCUGUGUUGGCUGGUAGUGAUAAACCCACACAAGAUUAUCAAUUAGGGGUUGAUAUUAUGAAACUAGAAUAUACUGGUGGUAAAAAUUUAGAGGAUUUUUUCCGGAUAAUGACCAAACAUUUUUCUCAGCAUGAAUGGGCGACAAUUCGCGGUGAAAACACAGAAAAACAUAGAAUAGCUAUGUUUUGUAGGCAUUGGGCGUUGAAAGAAAGUUAUGUAAAGGCUAUAGGUGUAGGUAUCACGGUUAACUUACAGGAUAUUAGUUUUAAUAAUUACGAAACGUUUAAGCACCAGGAAUUGGUAACAGACACGCGGUUAUUUUUAAAAGGCGUGAAACAAGACUGGCGCUUUGAGGAGCAACUGCUUGAUGAGGAACAUUGCGUGUCAGUGGCGAUAAAAUGCACGACAGAAACUGAAAAGGGCGCUGAACCGAAGGGGUUGUUUGAGAUUUUAACAUUUGACACGCUUAUGGAUGGUGCUGUGCGGUUAUUAAGCGAGGAUAUUGAUUAUGUUCGCGAUUAUGCCAAAAGUUGGAGAAAAAUUAAAAUACUGGUUUAUUUUACCCAAAAGGGAAAGUUUUAGAAAGUUUAGAGGGUUGUUAAUUGGUAUAAUAGUAAAAGGGAGAAAGUAAAAUUAAGUUUAAUGUUUGAAGAAUCAUUCUAUGAAUAAUUAUGUGAUUUUUGGUUGAUGUUAUCCUUACCCCAGUCGCAUAUUUCUUUAAAAUAAACUCUAAUAACAAUA